AUGGAGGCAACACAAGAAUCCACUCAGCCAUGUGCUGAUCCCCGCCGUAUGGGAUUGCAUAACUCCGGCAUUCAAGAUCAAGAUCUAGCCGACAUCAUCUGUAUCCUUCAUCCAAAUUCGCAUGCCGCCCACGAUGCAGUUGGCGCCACUGGAAGGCUAAGCGCUCAACAUAUCCUCCAGAGAGAUAUGCUGGAAUAUGAAUCGUCUCAUACAGCGUCCCUGGACGUGGCAUUGAGGCUUUCGUCAAGUGUUCAAAAUGUGGGACUCGGGUUCUGCUUUGGUCGGAACCGUGGCCGUUGUGAUGUUCUUCUCGCCGUUGAUGACGAUGCCAAACGAGUGUCCAAUACCCACUUUCGCAUUUAUCUGACUGGCGAUGGCAUUCUCAUGCUCCAAGAUAUCUCGACAAAUGGUACUAUUGUGGACAACUGCCGCCUGCGAAAAUCUCAGAAAGAUAACAGCCGAAUGCUCACGAAUGGGUCUGUUAUUCAGGUUGUCAUCGGAAACCAGAACUGCGACGAAGUUCGUUUCGUGGUCCGAAUUCCAUCGCGGGAAGGUUUUGCCGUGGAUUACCAAAAGAACCUGUUUCGUUAUUUCGAACGAGUUCAAGCACAUGCUCCAGCACACAAAGAUCGAAAGGGCCCACCCCCGUCUGUCUUAACCUGGUCGUCAGCCAAUGCUUAUGGCAUGCACUGGACCGGGGGUGCAAUGUACAAUGUGACCGGACAAAUUGGAAAAGGUGCUUUUGCCACGGUCUACAAGAUUGCGACCAAACAGCACGGCGCCAUCUACGCUGCGAAAGAACUCGAUAAGCGCCGUUUCAUGAAAAAUGGUAUCCUGGAUCAGAAGGUGGAUAAUGAGAUGAAAAUCAUGAGAGAUCUUACCCAUCCGAAUAUUGUCCAAUACAUUGAUUACCAUGAGCAUGACCGAUGGAUUUAUAUCAUCAUGGAGUAUGUUCCAGGCGGUGAGCUCUCCACAUAUCUGCAAACUCAGGGGAGGAUUGCUGAGGAGAUGGUGAGGACGAUCGCACGUCAAGUGUUGCGAGCGCUUCACUAUCUGCAUAAACGUCGAAUCACUCAUCGGGAUAUUAAACCGGACAACAUUUUGAUCGCCUCAUUGGAUCCGCUCCGAAUCAAAGUAUCUGACUUUGGGUUAUCCAAAGUGGUGGAACAGGAAACUUUCUUGAAGACGUUUUGUGGAACGCUUCUGUACUGUGCACCGGAGGUAUAUCCAGAUUAUGAACAAUAUCGUCGUGGCGAGUUCCGAAAGAGGCGCCGCGUCGGAGACCCACCUUCCAAAACCUCUCCAUACAACCAGUCGGUCGAUAUAUGGUCCCUCGGGGCGGUCCUUUUCCACAUCUUGUCCGGCAUUCCACCUUUUACAGGGCGAGCAGAAGAUCGAGGUGCGCAGAUGCUUCGCACCAUUAUGACAAGUGAAGCCGAUUUCGAUGUCUUGCGGCAGGCAGGCGUGUCUGAGUCUGGCAUCGACUUUGUGGCUCAGCUUCUCAACCGGGACCCCCUUUCUCGUCCAACGGAGAAGGAAUGUUUCCAGCACCCCUGGAUCGCGGAGGUUCCUGAUGUCGAUGAAUAUGACGACGAUGAUUUGCUAUCUGAUCACCACAAGGGUCUUUCUGUCAUUGGCGAGGAUGCUGAGGACGAGCUAGACGCUUCACAGUUAUCUAUUGCUGAUAUACCUGGGUUCGAUCAGCCAGCAGAUGAGGAAGAGGGUACCAGCAGUGAGGCAGUUUCCAAGAAGCCACGAAUCGAGCACAUUCCCACGGAUGUACAUUAUCCCAGCCUUCCAAAAAUUGAGAGUUUCCAAGAUGGUCAAGCGGUGUUGGAAACUCAUGCCAGACGUUUGUUUGGCGAGAUAUCCGCCUCAGCCUUGCAAAGCUCCCACGCGUUGGGCGACAUGAAUGCCUACGACGUCGAAGAUUUUCAGUUUGACUUUAUCUCUUCCGGUGAGUCAAUGAUGAGCGAAGAUCCAAACGAAUCGAUCAUUUCCCUCCCGGCGGUACCCUUCGGUGGCACUGCGCCUAGUUUGAUGGGCGCGGAAAAACUCGUUGGAGAGCUCAACAUGAAUUCCUUGCACCCCACCAUGCAACCCAAGCGCGGCCCGGUUAACAGAUCACCCUUGCGGCAGACAAGUCCAGGAACCAGCAAGGAGACAAUGCCUAGUGCCAUCAACCAGGACUCUGCUCCACCCACUUCAAGUCACAAGCAACAACCGCCUUCUAGCCCCCAAGAGCCUACACCAAAAGCGAGAUACACCCGUCGAAUAGACCUUGCACUUCCCGACACGGCCAGCGAGGCAUCUAGCGACACGAGCGCCCACACAAGCCAACAUGAAACUCGACACCAUGAUCUCACCUACAAUCCUAAAUCCGAAUACGAUCUCGAGUUUGCUACAACCCUUGAUGCUCAGACAGGCCAGGCCAUCCUGGAUCGGCUCCGUGCCGAAGAAUCGGAUUCAUCGGAGCCGAUCGUUCAUCGACCUCAUCCCCCUUCCAUUUCUUCCACGCCGCCUCAUCCCGAUUUCGCCAAACCACCAAAAAGAUACGGAAAAUUGAAGAGUCUUCCCGGUUCAAUCUUCGACUUGACAAUCUACCUUGAGGACCGACUGACCUCAUGGGGUCGAGGGCCCUCGGCGACCGUCAAGCACGCCGAUCGCAUGGAUACAAGAAUCCCCGCCUAUGCUCUGGAGGUCACAUUCUGGGCACCAGGAAUCGAGGCUAGAAUUGCAGCGGGUGAGAAUUGGCUUGAUAUGCCAGGUGUGAUGGCAAUCCUCUCCACAAAGGCACGUCUUGGCAUUUGGGUUAAUGACACCCUGCUCCGCCGCGGCUCUAUUACAGAUGAUGGCCCCGAGGCUCUACAGUUCGGGAAGCUCUAUACGGGUGACAUCAUCACCGUGUACCAAAACAAAGAGAGAACCAAGUUCCUCAAACUACAAUGCGAAUUCACACACGGCGAGAGUGCCCAGGCUCGGCCCGCGCAUGAAGACGGAUUCGUGGUGCGGCAGGCCCUCAUGGCCAGGGCCGACGGGGCGGCAAACCGGAUGCCGGUUCGGGCCCAAUCCAAGGAUCGGAAUUAG
Molecule: messenger RNA, 3087 nt
Organism: Penicillium paradoxum
Lineage: Eukaryota; Fungi; Ascomycota; Eurotiomycetes; Eurotiales; Aspergillaceae
Product: CAMK family serine/threonine-protein kinase
Exons: 3
Coding region: 1-3087 (1028 amino acids)
Biological process (GO): peptidyl-serine phosphorylation; autophagy
Cellular component (GO): cytoplasm
Molecular function (GO): protein serine/threonine kinase activity; protein binding; ATP binding
Source: RefSeq, a predicted model, not a curated record